Molecule: messenger RNA, 1536 nt
Organism: Phaeoacremonium minimum UCRPA7
Lineage: Eukaryota; Fungi; Ascomycota; Sordariomycetes; Togniniales; Togniniaceae
Product: putative duf1253 domain-containing protein
Exons: 2
Coding region: 1-1536 (511 amino acids)
Biological process (GO): maturation of SSU-rRNA from tricistronic rRNA transcript (SSU-rRNA, 5.8S rRNA, LSU-rRNA)
Cellular component (GO): nucleolus; small-subunit processome
Molecular function (GO): U3 snoRNA binding; rRNA binding
Source: RefSeq, a predicted model, not a curated record
AUGUCGCUUAUCAAGAGUCUGACUGAGAAUGCCUCUGAGCCUAGCGCUAAAAGGAGGAAGCUUGACAAUGGCGCAGCUUCCAAUGAUGAGCCCAAGGAGACUGAGGAGUCGGAUAGUGAUGAGGCUGAAGUCAAGGACACCGAUCUCGUUGAAGAGCCUGAAGAGGCUCCCGACGAGACUCGUAUUGAAGACCUGUUCGAGGGAGAUGAGGACGAGACUCCAGACUCUUCGGAUCCCUUUGAAACUCACUUUGCGAGUCCAGACGAAGACAGCUUUUCGAAUAAAGGCAACGAAGAUCUGGAACUUCGAGACCAGGGUUUCACUCGGCCCAAGGUCCUCAUGCUGCUUCCAACCCGAGAGUCCUGCUACCGAAUGAUUGAGAUGAUCUGCUCCAUCUGCGAGCCUGAUCAACAGGAGAAUAGGAAGCGCUUCGAUGACUCUUACCAUGACAAAGACCAAAGGUUCGGCACAGAUAAGCCAGCAGAUUUCAGAGACUUGUUUGAAGGCAAUGACGACGACAUGUUCCGAAUAGGGGUCAAGUUCACCAGAAAGACCAUUAAAUACUUUGCACAGUUCUACAACUCUGACAUCUUGCUGGCGAGUCCGCUCGGCUUAAAGAUGGCUAUAGGUUCGGAAGAAGGCAAGAAGGUCGAGCAUGACUUCCUAAGCUCCAUCGAAGUCGUCAUCGUUGAUCAGGCAAAUGCUCUACUCAUGCAAAAUUGGGAGCACGUUGAGUCGAUAUUCGAGCAUCUCAACUUGCAGCCAAAGGACGCACAUGGUUGUGAUUUCAGUCGAGUCCGUAACUGGUAUCUGGAGGACCAAGCAAAAUAUUUCCGACAAACCCUCCUUUUCUCCGAAUUCAAUACACCUGAACUAUCGGAGCUGUUCAGACUUCAUUGCCUGAAUUGGGCUGGAAAGGUUAGAGUCCAGUCAGAAUACUCGGGAAUGAUCCAACAGCUCGGAGUACGAGCAAAACAGACAUUUUCAAGGUUCGAAUCCCCUUCUAUCGACGGAGAUCCGGAUGCACGGUUCGCAUAUUUCACAAAAGCCAUCAUACCCUCACUCGUCAAGCGCUCCAAGGAUAGUACCGGCACCCUCAUAUUUAUCCCCUCCUACCUCGAUUUUGUUCGAGUGAGAAACUACUUCGCAUCAUCUCCAGCCGUGGCUAGCUUGACGUUUGGUGCUGUUUCGGAAUACUCCAGCACGCCGGAAGCAUCAAGGGCAAGAGCACACUUCUUCGCCGGUCGGCACAAAGUGUUGCUGUACACGGAGCGCGCACAUCACUUCCGAAGAUACCAACUGAAGGGGGUGCAAAGGGUCAUCAUGUAUGGCUUGCCAGAUAACCCGAUUUUCUACAAAGAGAUCACGGGAGAAUACCUUAGCAAAGCCGAACAUGACCUGAAGCUCGCGCCAGGCCAAGGCACGGUUAGGGCCAUGUUCUCAAAGUACGACAUUCUCAAGUUGGAAAGAGUAGUAGGGAGCCAAAGAGUUGGCAAGAUGAUCCACGAAAGAGGUGAUACUUUCGAUUUUGUCUAA